Chaetomium globosum CBS 148.51 is the source of this 4218-nucleotide messenger RNA. RefSeq lists its product as uncharacterized. NCBI's taxonomy places the organism in Eukaryota, Fungi, Ascomycota, Sordariomycetes, Sordariales, Chaetomiaceae. The record is from RefSeq and is a predicted model, not a curated record. Gene Ontology annotation, biological process: phosphorylation; phosphorelay signal transduction system. Gene Ontology annotation, molecular function: phosphorelay sensor kinase activity. The transcript has 5 exons. The coding region runs from base 1 to 4218 and encodes 1405 amino acids.
AUGCAUCCCUCGAUUCUCGACACCAGUAUCAUCGACCUGCUCGAGGCCGACCCGCGACCCUCUGUUAUUGUCGCUCUAACCCCGCACCCGCCCACCGUCGUCUACACAAACCCGGCCUUCGCUGCCUAUCCAACCCUCCUCGACUUGAUCACCGCUAAGGGCGAAGAUUGCGGACCGCUAUGGGGAUGGAUCACAGGCACCUCGACCCUGCCGGGUUCCGAACCCCCCAUAAACGGUGGCCGGGCAGCGAGCGCAUCCUUCUCAUAUUCCAACGUCUACUGGACCCGGUCCGUGGUCCAUGAGCAGAUGGUAGUGGUGGGCGCAAAUGAGCAGCUCCCCUUGACACAAUCGCCGCGCAAGGUGCGGCUGGAUUUCACCGAUGGACAGCCCAGCGGCGUCUCACCACCACGACGCAUCAUGCCUGUCGAACUCGAAAUGACGUCCCUCGGCGGUUCAAACUCGGCUUCUUCUCUCUCCUUGCCCGAAAUCGAACCCCGCUCCAAAUCUACCUCGGCCCUCACGGUUAUCAACCCAAAGGAGAGGCCGCCAUCUCGUGCCGAGGCAGUUCAGUCCCUUGCGCGGACAAUCACCGACCCUGCGUGGAUAUUGCCCGACACCACCCCAGAACAACGCCCAUUCCUCGACGACAUAAACAGCAUCGACUGGGCAGAAACGCCCCUCGGACCCAUGCGGGGUUGGCAUAGGAAGCUUGACGAAACCGUCAACCAGAUCCUCGUUGACAGCCGGCCCAUCGCCAUCUACUGGGGCCCCUCGUACACCAUCGUGUACAACGAAGCCUUUAGCAAGCUUUGCGGAUCAAAACACCCUUCCAUGUUGGGUAUGCCGGUCCAAGAAGCCUGGGCUGACGCGGGCCAGCGUCUGAAGGACACCAUGCGCGGCAUCUCUUCGGAGCAAAAGGGCCCUGUCGAGGGCGAGUGGAGAUUCUUCGUCGAGAGGGAGUCAGAGGUCGAGGGCGGUUUACCAUGGGUUGAAGAGACCUACCUGAAGUGGUCCAUGAUACCCAUCAUCGAAAACAACGAAUGUCUUGGCUUCAUGCAUCCUGUGGCCGAGACAACCAGCGUGCGGCUCUGGGAGCGGCGGAUGAAGAUGCUCGCCGAGCUCAGUGACGUCCUGGUCACCGCGAGAGACGUCGAUAGCUAUUGGGAGAAGGCCAUACGGGAGCUGGCUGCCAUCGAGCCCCGUUACGAUAUUCCCCUGGCUGUCCUGUACACGGUGGAGAACGACCCUGAGGCGGCCACCGAUGCGCUGGCCGCCAGCCGCGGCCCCGCCAAGAUAUGCCGGCUUGCGGGAACGUUGGGGGUUCCUGACAACCACCCAUUCGCCCCCGCAACAACAAUCGACGGGACGCUGCCGCAAUCCCUGCUCGAGGGGUUACAAUGGCGAGGUUUUGAAGGGGACGCUUGCCGAGCUGCCGUGGUUUGCCCCAUCCGGCCGACCAAGGAGGACGGCGUCAUGGGGUUGCUCCUCCUCGGCCUCAACCCCAGACGCCCGUACGAUAACGAUUACCGGCAGUUUAUUUCUCUCCUGAGCCAGAAAUUGGCCACGUCUCUUGCCUCUAUCGUCUUGCUCGAGGAGGAGACGCGGAGGGGCCGGAAUGCCGCCGAGCAGGCUGCAUUCGACCAAGCCAUGCUCAAAGAAAAGCUAGAGUGGCAGACCAAGGAAGCCAACGAGUCGCUGCAGAUGUUCGAGGCCGUCGCCGAAUUCGUUCCCGUCGGCAUGAGCUUUGGCGAUCCCGAGGGCAACAUCACGUAUGCCAACGACGCCUGGUAUAAGAUCACCGGUUACCCAGGAACCGGGCCAGUCGCCAACCAGGGCUUCCUCGACUGCGUCAAGGAGCAGGACCACCAUAUUAUCAUUGCCGGAUACGGGAAGCUCAAGACGGUCCGCAACGUCGAGUUCGAGUUCCGCGUGAGGCGGCGGGGCGAGGAGGCCGACCCUUCACCGCCCCUAACCCGCACCUCGCCAAACUUCGAGGAGGAGGAGAUCGAUCUGGCCUCGCUUGUAGAUGUGAAAGAGCGCUACGUUCUAGCAAGUGCGAGGGCAGAAUAUGCCGCGGAUGGCAGUCUUAUGCGCGUCCUGACGUGCCUGACCGAUGUGACUCCCCAGAAGCGAGUGGCCGGCGAAGCCCUUCGUCGCGCACAACAAGCCGAAAACCUCAAGCGCAUGGCCGAGUUCGCCACCGUCGGCCUGUACGAUAUGGAUCUCGACGGACGCCUGCUCGGGGCGAACACCGUCUUCUUCGAGAUGUGUGGACUGCGAAAGGUCGACCCAGCCGUCGUCGACGUCAGGCCCUGGCAGAGUUGCGUCCAUAAGGAGGACUUCUCUCUACUCGCCGAGAAGCUCGAGAAGAUGGUGGCCGAAGACAAGGUGCAGAACGUUGAGGUCAGACUCAACACCACUUGGACCGCCGAGGACGGCUCGGGUCAUAAGGUUGCCGCGCCGCGGUGGGUCCAGGCGACUUUGCUACCCGUCAGGACGUCGGACGGCAAAAUUCAGAGCUUUACAGGUUGCCUAAGCGAUGUGUCAUUACAAAAGUGGCAACUCGACUGGGAAAAGGAGCGAAAGGAGGAAGCUAUUGAAUCCAAGCGGCAGCAGGAAAACUUUAUCGACAUGACUUCGCACGAGAUGCGGAACCCCCUGAGCGCAAUCAUCCACUGCGCGGAUGCCAUCACGGCCACCCUCUUCCGCGUUCAAGAGCUUCUCGGAGACAGCCCUUACGGCAGCAUUGCCGACUCUGCCAGCGGAGGCACCGGAGACUCGGGCGUGGGCGGAGCACCGCUGUUAAUCAAUGCAAGCGAAGAGUGGGCUGCCGAAGCCCGUGAGCUUGCCGAGAAUUGCAUCGACAAUGCCGAAACCAUCGUCACCUGCGCCCAGCACCAAAAGCGCAUCGUCGACGACAUCCUGACCAUGUCGAAGCUGGACUCGAGCCUGAUCUCCAUCACGAGGGUCAUGGUUGAUCCCAUCAAGAUGGUCAAGGAAGCGCUCAAGAUGUUCGAAGUCGAAGCCCGACGAGUUGAUAUCAACUUGAGCAUGGUUGUCGACCCCUGCUACCACGAUGUCGGGAUUAAGUAUCUCGUCUUUGACCCCUCGAGGCUCAAGCAGGUGUUGAUCAACCUCCUCACCAACGCGCUGAAAUUCACCAAGACUGGGCCGACCAGGAACGUCACCGUCGCCGUCAGCGCGAGCCUUACGGAGCCGACCGAGGCCAGCAGCAAGGUCUCGUUUAUCCCCCGCUCGGAGGAGUCGCUCGAGGAGAUUUACGACCAGCCGGCCCCCCUCAACCGCUCUAACCCCGUGUUUCUGAUGUUCGAGGUUGAGGACACCGGCGAAGGCCUGACGGAGGAGGAAAAGAAGAGCUUGUUUCAGCGCUUCGUCCAGGCGUCCAGCCGCACCCACGUCAAGUACGGCGGCUCCGGGCUUGGUCUCUUUAUUAGCCGCCGCCUCGCUGAACUACAGUAUGGUUCCAUUGGUGUUUCGAGCGAGCCCGGCGUCGGCAGUACUUUCGCAUUCUACAUCGAGGCCUACCGGCCAUCCGAAGAGGCCCUGCGCGAGGUGGCGGCAAGUGGGACAAUCGCCGAGUCUCUAUCGGCUCUGCGAAUGGAUGCCAGCCUCAGCAGAAGGGGCAGCAACAAGCGUGCUAUUAGCAGUAGCACGCUCACCAGCGAUGCUACUACUGCCACCGCAAAUCACGAGGGCACCUCGGGCGCCAGUCCUACAGCGACGGCCGCAGUCACCCCCAGCAGCGAGAUCAGCAUGAGCUCGGGCAUGGCGCCGCGAACCCCACAAAUCAAAGGUGUCCUGCCCUCGAUAAGCUCCGCCGAACGGACCGCUUCGCGCCACUCCACCCCAGGCGGCGCCUUUCCCUUCUCCGCCGACCCGUCGUCCCCCGGCAUCGGCAGCGGGCCGUCCUCCCCGCCACCGACGGGCGGCUCCACCGCGUCGCAGCAGCAGCCCUUCCCGCUGUCCAUGAUCCUAAUGGACAUCGAGAUGCCCGUCCAGGACGGCCUGACGUGCACGCGGCACAUCCGCGAGCUCGAGCGCACCGGCCGCAUUGUCGGUGGGCGCAUCCCCAUCAUCGCGGUCAGUGCCAACGCUCGCAUGGAGCAGAUCCUGGAGGCCAAGGAGGCGGGCUGUGAUGAUGUGCUGAGUGAAGCCGUAUCGCAUGCCGGAGCUGUUGGAGAGGAUGCGGGAAUGUGA